AUGCAGGAAGGUACAGUUGCCGAAUAUUAUGACACAUUUACUGUUUUGGCUAAUCGUGUAGAGGGUCUCUCUAAUGAUGCUAUGUUAGAUUGUUUCCUGAGUGGAUUGCAGACAGAGUUACAGUGUGAAGUAAUUCCCUGGCAACCUGAUUCCAUUACCAAAGCUUUGUCAUUGGCCAAAUUAUUUGAGGAGAAACAUGCUAUUGGAGCCAAAGGCCGUAAGAUCAAACAUGGGUUUUAUCCAAAUUAUUUAGCUUCUGUUAAGAAGCCAGUACCACAUCUUACUAGGGAAUCCAACUCCAUUAACAUACCGGCUCCUCCAGUAGCUUUGUCCAAGCCACCAGUUUCUACUAGUACUUCAAUUGCUCCACCUCCAUUUCGGAAGAUGUCCUAUAAUGAGAUGCAAUUGCAACAAGAGUUUCAAAGCCUCUAUUUGCAUGCUAUGAACCGCCGGUUGGUGUCUGGCACCUUGCGGUUUACUGGCUGUAUUAAUGGCUAUUCGGUACAAAUCUUAUUAGACGGGGGUAGUGAUGAUAAUUUCAUCCAACCCCGUGUAGCAAAAUUCUUACAACUUCCGGUGUUACCGAUUGAAGCUUUUAAGGUGUUUGUGGGCAAUUGCAGUUUUCUUCAAGUGGAAGGAGUAGUGGAGAAUCUUCCACUUCAGGUACAAUAUCAUAUCAUACAUCUUUCAGUAUUCUUGCUGCUCGUAGUUGGAGCCGAUAUUAUCAUUGGUACAUCCUGGUUAGCCACUCUUGGACCCCAUAUUGUAGAUUAUAAUGCUAUGACAUUACAAUUCUACCUCAAUGAUGAAUUCAUUACACUGAAGGGUGAUACAUACUUCAAGCCUCACAAAUCUUCAGUCCAUCAGUUGUCUCGAUUGUAUUCUACUAAAUCCAUUGCAGUGUGUUUCACAUUAACUAGAGCAUUGCAACUUGACUCUAUUACAGCUCAUUCUUCUUAUCAAUUUGCAGUAAGUCAUACGGUGCCAUCCACUUUACAAUUUUCUGCAGAUAUGCCAGUUCAAUUACAGAAAUUAUUAUUGCAAUAUCAAGAUGUUUUUCAGAUUCCUUGUGGCUUGCCUCCAUCUCAGAAUUAUAAUCAUAAAAUUCCUUUGCUUCCUGGCUCUACACCUGUGAAGGAUAAACCUUACCGUUAUUCACACAGUCAAAAAUUAGAGAUUGAAUUAAUGGUUGCUCUGAUGCUGCAAGAUGGAAUUAUUGAACACAGCCAAAGUCCAUUCUCAUCAUCUGUACUGUUUAUAAAGAAAAAGGAUGGCGCAUGGAGGUUUUGUACUGAUUAUCGGGCUUUAAAUGCUAUUACUGUCAAGGAUUCUUUUCCAAUUCCUACAGUGGAUGAAAUCUUUGAUGAAUUAUAUGGUGCUUCCUAUUUUUCUAAACUAGACUUACGGUAUGCUUAUCACCAGAUUUUACUUGAUCAGGAGGAUAAAGACAAAACAACUUUUCAGACUCACCAUGGUCACUUUCAGUGGCUGGUCAUGCCCUUUGGCCUUUCGAAUGCUCCGGCCACUUUUGAAGCAUUGAUGAAUGAUGUUUUUGGACCAGCUUUGAGAAAAUAUGUCUUAAAAAUUGAGUAUUUUGGGCAUGUGGUUUCAAAGCAUGGAGUAAAGAUGGAUACUUCUAAGGUACAUGCUAUACUUCAAUGGGAUAUUCCAACUACUUUGAAACAACUCAGAGGAUUCCUUGGUUUCAGUGGUUAUUACCGCAUAUUUAUUUCCAAUUACGCUACUAUUGCCAGACCUCUCACUGAUCUCUUAAAGAAAGACAACUUCUCUCAACCAUUCACUAUUGAGACUGAUGCUUCAGGGUCAGGCAUUGGGGCAGUGUUAAGCCAGAACAAGCAUCCAAUAGAAUUUUUCUCCAAGAAGAUGUCUCCUAGGAUGCAAGCUCAGGCAGUCUACACUAGAGAAUUUCAAUUGGUGGCAGAGACAUUUAUACACCAUGUUGCCAAACUUCAUGGAAUUCCCAAGACGAUUAUCAGUGACCGUGACAAAGCAUUUACCAGCAAAUUUUGGAAUCAUUUAUUCAGUCGGAUGGGCACUACUUUAUCAAUGUCCACAGCCUAUCAUCCAAAAACUGAUGGACAAACUGAAAGUCUUAAUAAAUGCAUUGAGCAUUAUUUGCGUUGCUUUGUAUCAGAUAAUCCCAAAUCUUGGACUGAGCUCUUGCCAUGGGCUGAAUUGUCCUAUAACACUUCUUUUCAUACUAGUAUUGGGAUGAAACCAUUUAAGGUGGUGUAUGGUUGUGAUCCACCGGGAUUCAUUGCUUAUCAACAGGAUGCCAUGGAUUCUCCUUCAGUAAUUGAGUUGCUAACCAAGAGGGAUCGAAUUCUACAAUCAGCUAAUGCAAAAUUUGCAUAA
Dioscorea cayenensis subsp. rotundata (Guinea yam) is the source of this 2376-nucleotide messenger RNA. RefSeq lists its product as uncharacterized. The transcript is spliced from 5 exons. Gene Ontology annotation, molecular function: nucleic acid binding. Lineage: Eukaryota; Viridiplantae; Streptophyta; Magnoliopsida; Dioscoreales; Dioscoreaceae. The record is from RefSeq and is a predicted model, not a curated record. Gene Ontology annotation, biological process: DNA integration. Bases 1 to 2376 code for a protein of 791 amino acids.